GAAGCUGCAAAGGAAGGACUGAGGGGUAGAAAGAGCUUUGGAGAAAGCCUGAACUGUGCAGUAUAGAGAGGGCUGAACAAUAAUCCAGGGCUGACAACAGGCAGAGAAAGCGGCAAGGCAGCAAGAGCUGCGGCAAAAGCGAACACAAUUAGAACUGCAUCUGUAAGUUUGGUGGAAAUACGUGGGACGGGGAGAGGCGGAUUUUAUAAAAGCGAAAUAAAAAUAGAAGCAGAACGACAGAGCAAUGAUGAGUCUGGAACACGGUGCUGAUGGGGAAAGGGGAGAAGUUUAUUAGCGAUUUAGAGACACGGGCACCGACUGCAGCCUCGGAUGCCCAUGCAGGAGAGGGUCAGAGCCAGCGUGAGAAUGGGCAAGACACCGAAAGGCGUUUAAACACGAUCCGCCAGACAUCUAUCAGAGCAAAAUAAACCAGGCAAAUGGGAGUGCAGCAGAAAAGGAAUCGCUGCUGAUUGAGGCGGAAUCAAAAAUAGAAGGUGCACAGUAGAGGAAAAGAGGCGACCAAAAUGACUUGAAUAACAGUGGGUUUCGUACGUGACAUAAACUGCUUAAACCACGUUAUUUUAAAGCUGCAGGGAAAAUUCCCCGGGUGGAAUUAGACAGGGAGGAAAAGUCCCAAAAUCAACCGAGAGAAUCUAAAUGAAGAAAGUGCGCGUGGAAGCACCGAAUUAAUCCAAAUGAACUCGCUGGAAUAGAGAAUACAGCCGCAUAGACCACGUUAGAAAAGACUGAGUCCAGGAGGGAACCCAAGUAAGAUGUGAUUCUCCUGGAUGGAACUGAGUUAUCGCAAGACAGCAAGCAGGGAGGGAGUCACCUGCAGCCGCCCCCUCAGAGCUUUAGCUGGUGGUUACGAGCAGAUCAGCCUGGAACCCGGCAUCGUGAGGAUAAUUCGGAUCUGGCGAGAUGGAGCGUCUUGCUCAGUGAUCUCAGCUCGGAGGUUUGGGUCCUGAGCCCAGAGGUGAAGGAAGUUCUGCUGGAGCCGUGCUGGGUCGGUGCGGGGGUCAGCAGGAAGUACAGAGCUUCUCGUCAUUAAAGUCAGCGUCUGUGCUGCCCCUCACAUUCAGAUCAGCCUCCCCACCUUGGACGAUGGAUCCUCCUCCCUGCUCCAAGAAGAGCCUUUCGCUGUCCCUUCCUGUCCCUAGAGAGGGGCAGAACACCCUCAAACCCCCUCAACACCUUUGGAGGCAGCCCCGAACUCCCAUUAAAAUCAAACAGCGUGGCUACUCGGAUACAGACCGACAUGUACAUCGGCAGAUGGAACGGUCCAACGCCGUGGAUACAGGUGACAGACCCGGGCUGAAUAAAUCCCGCAUGUCCUGGCCGUCCUCCUUUCAAGGAACUCCCAGACGUUUUGACGUUGAGAAUGGUCCAUCUCCAGGUCGGAGUCCACUGGACUGGCAGGCGAGUCCCGGACUGGUGCUACAUCCAACCUUCCCCCAGAGCCAGCGCCGGGAGUCCUUUCUUUAUCGGUCUGACAGUGACUAUGACAUGUCACCCAAAACAAUGUCACGCAAUUCCUCCGUAACAAGUGAAGUACAUACUGAGGACCUCAUUGUCACUCCUUUUGCUCAGAUCCUGGCGAGUUUGCGCAGUGUGAGAAACAACUUCACUGUUCUGGCCAACACUCAAGGACCCCCUAAUAAGAGGUCACCAGCAGGACCACAGCCUGCCCUGUGCACCCUCUCAGAUGAAACUUACCAGCAAUUGGCGAAGGAAACCCUGGAGGAAUUGGACUGGUGUCUGGACCAGCUGGAGACAAUCCAGACCUACCGCUCAGUCAGUGAGAUGGCUUCAAACAAGGUAAGAGAGUGUGAGCAGGCCAGCGUUCAUUCAUUGAGAAGACAAUUUGCAUUUUACGAGACUUUGCAUUUGAUCAGUGUAGAAACUCUGGCGAUCGCCUGGCUCUGGGACAGGCCAGAAGGGGGAAGUGACGUGGAAACUCAGGAGUUAGGAGCAGGGUCGUGA
Molecule: messenger RNA, 1983 nt
Organism: Carcharodon carcharias (great white shark)
Lineage: Eukaryota; Metazoa; Chordata; Chondrichthyes; Lamniformes; Lamnidae
Product: cAMP-specific 3',5'-cyclic phosphodiesterase 4A-like
Exons: 7
Coding region: 1105-1983 (292 amino acids)
Source: RefSeq, a predicted model, not a curated record